CGUAGGCCACAAAUUACAAUUAAGGCCUAUCUCGAGCGAAUAGAGAAGUAUGCGAACUGUUCCCCAAGUUGCUUUGUCGUCUCAUUGAUAUACAUUGAUCGACUCUGUCAACAUUCGGUGAUGUCGCUAUCCCUACUGAAUAUCCACCGUAUUCUGAUUACAGCAGUUUGUGUUGCUGCAAAAUUCCUAGACGACUCAUAUUAUCCUAAUUUAUUCUAC
Messenger RNA from Aureococcus anophagefferens, 219 nucleotides. RefSeq lists its product as hypothetical. Gene Ontology annotation, molecular function: protein kinase binding. The transcript is spliced from 2 exons. The record is from RefSeq and is a predicted model, not a curated record. Lineage: Eukaryota; Pelagophyceae; Pelagomonadales; Pelagomonadaceae. The annotation marks the transcript as partial. Gene Ontology annotation, biological process: regulation of cyclin-dependent protein serine/threonine kinase activity.